AUGGAAAGAUUUUCAAGCACAUUUUCCAUUUCGCCAACCUAUAGCACCCUCUCUAGCGAGCAAACCGAUAUGGGUACUGAGGAGAACUUGACAGGUGUUGCAGCUGGUGAUACAGCUUCAUCGGGCACUUCAAUUGGAACAUUUUCAAACGAUUUUGAGCCAAGAACGGAAUCAACUUGGUCGGAAGACGAUUACACUUCUAGCAGUGAGAUAUUGAGUGAAGUUACACAGUUUCCAGCCACUGACACAAGCGAUUCUAAGCAAAGAGGAAAGAUUGGAACAAUUUUUGACACCUUGGAUAACCAAAUGACAUUGAAGACAAGGUCCGGAGCGUUCACGACAGUGUUGGGUAGUGGAUAUGCCGAUUCCACUAAUCCCUUUUUUGAUUCACAAGAUGGAAUUAUCUCUGAAAUUGGAGCAAGUAUCACGAUAGGGGAGUCUUCGGAGUCGUCAAGGAAAAUUACUGAGGAAGAAGAAGAGAACAUAACAUCGGAAUCAACUUAUGAGGAACACACACUGGCAACUGAGAAGCUUAAGGAAAAAGAAGAGGAGAAACAGAGACCACCAAUGACGAGUACACUGACAACAAAUGAGAAUCGUCAUGUAACACAUGCUUCUUCUUCUUCUGCUUUUACAAGAAAAGAAACCACUAAAACCUCAACUUCGGAAGCCUCUAGUCAACUAGAACUGUCUGACAAACCUUUGUCUCCAAAAGUAGACUCUACAUGGACGGACAUCAGCGAUUUCUACUUGUCAACAAAUCAGGUGUACACAAAUACACUGGAGGACAUUAACCCAAACAAGGGUUCAACUCACUACAACUUAGAGGAUACGGUAACUGCGAUAUCCACGUCAUUGUAUGAAAGACAAGAGAUAAGCACUGAAUCUGCUACUCCAAUUGCUGGUCAAAACACCGAAGCCACAAGCACAGCGGAGAGCCGAAGUUUCUAUCCUCAAGCGACAUCGAUAUCACAGGAACCUUUAGAGGAUGUUACCAGCCUAGGCAGAAGUGAAUACUUGGAUUCCGAAGCAAGACUGACGUUAAAAGGGCCUACUCAUAAUCCUGUGACCGGAAGCAAGGAAGUAUCUAUCGAUUCACAUGCGACUGAGACGGAGUCUUCAAAUUACGAAGAAACGGCUACGACAAAACUCGAAGGAGAAAAAAGUCGUACAAAACGAUUUACUCGUCAUAAGGCUACAAUCACAGGCACAGGCAGGAAAACCAGUAUGGAACUGCUUGAGACCAGCACAUCUGAGUAUCGAGAAACUACAACGUCCGCCAUAUCAGAUGAAUCUGAUGAUAUGGCUUACAUAUCGAACACUGUAAGUACGGCAAGCUCUCAAAUGGUUCGCACAACAACUCCAACACUCAACUCAAUGUUGUUUACCAAAUCUAAUUCUGCACAAAGCGGCUCAUUUUCAGUGAGAAAAAUACCUGCCAGUUCAUCUUUGCCUAGCACCUAUACGACCAAUGGAAUGUUAACUUCCUCAGCGGAAGAAUUCGCAGCUUCAAGCAUAGGAACUGAAUUGGUGUCACCUAUGACCGAUUCCAAAGAGCUGGGCAGGAUGAACCCGGACACAACCGCCUACACAACGGAGUUAAUGUCAUCAAGACUGCUCAAUUCGAGGCCUUCGAGCGAAUUCUAUUCAAGUGAUACAAGCAAAGCGUACGAUGUUUCUUCUUCUUCGCAGACAGAGAAAGAUACGACUUCUGCUUCCAGUUCAGUGGGAACAACGGACUUUAUCUCAACAGGGGCCUUCUCAACAGAUGAUAAACAUUCUACAUCGAUGCCCUUCACAAGCACCAUCACUUCUGGUCUUAAUUCAACAAGACUGUCAGAAAGGCUUAGUUUUCUCACCACAGCACUACUUUGGCUUUCAACUGCAUAUUUGAAGACUCAAAGUGAUUACAACGCAUCUUCUUACUUUGCGACUAACCAUUCGACAACAGCCAGAGGACGUACAUACUUUACGCCUUCUGCAGCAGAAAUCACUAUUCCAGUCUCUACCGAGGAGACAAGCCAUUCCUUUUUACAGGAACUAUUUACGAGCGGACUAAAUACAAUAUCCCAGCUCCUGCAAAGCUCAUCGAACCUAUCGCGAAAGUUUCAGACAACCACAGCAGUGUUGAAAAGUAGUAAUGACCUCACAGAACGCUUCGUACAAGUUGAUAAUCAAUCUCGGUUAACAUCCUCAGAGAUGGCAGGAACUUCGACUUUUCCAGCUCUUCCACACCGCAAGCCAACACAUUUGAUAAAAGAUACAACCACGGAAAGGUGGACUACUGAAUUAGCGCAAAGAGAUCGAUGUGCAUCUCCAUGUCCUUCUGACUACGAACAAGGAAAAGAGUUCUGUUAUAAAGUCCUUCAUGCGAAAAAGUCGGUAACGUACAGAAGAGCAGCCUUCGCCUAUUUUUCUGAUUGUGCCAACGAGGGUUGGUAUUCCUCGCGAGUAGCUUCUCCGCCAGAGGAAGGCUUGUGA
Molecule: messenger RNA, 2481 nt
Organism: Cylicocyclus nassatus
Lineage: Eukaryota; Metazoa; Nematoda; Chromadorea; Rhabditida; Strongylidae
Source: the annotation of a GenBank genome assembly